Messenger RNA from Neltuma alba, 3132 nucleotides. RefSeq lists its product as uncharacterized. The record is from RefSeq and is a predicted model, not a curated record. The transcript has 10 exons. Bases 1 to 3132 code for a protein of 1043 amino acids. NCBI's taxonomy places the organism in Eukaryota, Viridiplantae, Streptophyta, Magnoliopsida, Fabales, Fabaceae.
AUGAAGAGGAAAAGUGAUAUACGAAUUGGAGAGAAUAAUGAAUCAGGUGAGGCAACAACUUGUGAUUGUCGUAUCCACUCCUUGACUAUGGCGAUGCAGGCUUGCCAUGGAUCUCAGAAUUCUCAAAUAUGUAGCCAAAGUGAUGUGGGCAGCAAUCAGCCAAUAAUGGUGCAAAUCGGUCCUGGCUACUGUCAUCAGGGAUUCGAGCCUCUCAGCGCUGUGUUUUGGAUGUCUGAUGAAGGUGGUGGGUACAAUGCUGAUGGGGAAAGGAGUCGGUCUGGAGAAGCAAAUGAUAAUCUAGAUAAAGAGAAUGAGUGUCCUACCAGCAACACGCAGCCAAGCUCAACUCUGACUUGCAGCCAGCGAGUAUUAGCUAAGCGUCGGGGAAGAGCAUUGGCUUUGCAAGACAUCAGUAACUUCGCAUAUAACUUGGAUUUAAAGUUUCAGUGUGUUGAAAGGCAGUGGCCAGGAGUAGGAACAAAUAGUCAAAGUGGAGCAGAAAAUCUCAACUAUCAAGGGGCCGAUAGUGGGGUCAGUAUGAAUGGAAAAAGUAGCAGCAGAAGAAGUCAGAGGAAUUCUUUUUUUGCAUCUGCUGACAUGAUGGAGAAUUAUUCUCAGCGACAAUAUUUAGCGGAUGCAGGGAGUUCAGCGAGUCAGGCUACGCAAUCAGCUUCUUUUUCAGGCUGUGCAAGAGGCUCAAGAGUUGAUUUUCAGGGACCUGCUGUAUCAGAUAUGCCAGUUCCGAUAGAAUUACGAUAUAAGGAUUUGGAAUUCUGCUUUGAUAGAAACAUAACAUCUGAUUCUGGCGGGAGUGGUAGUGAUUCAGAUUAUACUGCAGAAAAUGGGCGAAAUGGGCAUAAUUUGGCAUGUAAUCAUAGAAGCAAUAUUGCCGAACCAAGGAAGAUUGGACCAUCUUGCUCAUUCGGUUACAUGGAAGAAGGAGAUGCUGUAUAUAAAUGUCAGUAUUGUGGGGCAUUCAUGUGGUUUAAUGAGAAAGUUGGGAAUUGUAAAUCUGAAAGAAGUCCAAAAUUUUCAUUGUGUUGCUUGCGUGGGAAAGUUCAGCUACCCUUGAUGACUGCACCUCCUGAAGUGUUGAGUCAUCUUUUUUUUGACAAGAAGACACGAGAGUCAAAGAAUUUUCAUUCAAAUAUUCGGUCAUAUAAUAACAUGUUCUCUUUUACUUCGAUGGGUGGAAGGGUUGAUCAUUCUAAAAAUUCUGGAGGCAGUCCAUAUACUUUUGUUUUGGGUGGAAUGAAUUACCAUAAAAUUGGGAGUUUGUUGCCAUCUGAAGGUUCGAAGCCUGUUUAUUCACAGCUCUAUAUUCAUGAUACUGAGAAUGAAGUCUCUAACCGUAUUUUUGCAGUAAGUAAACACUUGAAGGAUUGCUCCAUCGAUGACAAGAUUGUUGAUCAAAUCAAGAAGGUACUUGAUGAAGUAAAUCCAUUCGUCAAACAAUAUCGCUUGGCAUCAUCAGUGAUUAAUAAUGGACCCCAUUUGGAUGUGAAGCUUCGACUAAUUAGUGGGAGACACCAUGAUGGCCGUACAUAUAAUUUGCCAUCUGCUAAUGAGGUAGCUGCACUUAUUGUGGGGGAUAUUGAUAUGAAUUUUAGUAGGAGAGAUGUUAUAGUACAUGAGCUUUCAGGGUCAUUGCAGCGAAUUGAUGAGUUGCAUGCAUCAUAUCUUCCAUUGCAGUAUCCGAUUUUAUUUCCUAAGGGGGAAGAUGGUUAUAGGGAUGAUAUUCAACAUUGUGAAGAGACUAUUUCUUACACAAAGAAGAAGAAAAUGCUUAGCAUGAGGGAAUAUUUUGCAUAUCGCUUGAUGGCACGUGAAAAUGAGAUCUCAACUGUAUUACAUGCAGGGAAGUUAUUCCAACAAUUUAUAGUUGAUGGGUAUACUAUGAUUGAAGCGCAAAGGCUGUUAUGGGUGAGAACCCACCAAAAGGAGCUUAGAGCAGAUUUAUACCAAGGCUUAACAGAUGCUCUGCUGAGUGGUGAAAGAAAUGCAGCAUCAACAGGAAAGCGUAUUGUAUUGCCGUCUUCAUUUACUGGGGGGGCACGUUAUAUGCUAGGGAAUUACCAAGAUGCAAUGGCUCUUUGCAGAUAUUUUGGAUAUCCAAGCAUAUUUGUAACCUUCACGUGUAACCCAACUUGGCCAGAGAUAUCACGAUAUUGUGAUGGGCAAGCACUGUUGUCCUCAAAUAGGCCAGAUAUAUUGGUAAGAGUAUUCCAGAUGAAAUUGACAGCUUUGAUGGCUACUAUUAAGAAGAAAAAGAUUUUUGGGACAGUUCUUGCAGAUGUCUAUACUAUAGAGUUCCAAAAAAGGGGGUUGCCACAUGCACACAUUCUAUUGUUUCUUAGCCCACAUGAUCAGUUGACUAACCCAAGUGAUGUUGACAAGAUUAUUUCUGCAGAAAUUCCUGAUAAGCAAUCAAAUCCAGAGUUACAUGAAAUAGUAAAGAAAUUUAUGGUACAUGGGCCAUGUGGUUGCUUUAAUAGCAAAGCUCCAUGUAUGAAGGAUCAUAAAUGUAGUAAGUAUUUCCCUAAGAAGUUUGUUGAAAAUACUGUGAUUGAUGAUGAAGGGUAUCCUACAUAUAGAAGAAGAGAUGAUGGUAGGACCAUAGAGGUAAAAGGGGUUCCAUUGGAUAACCGAUACAUUGUUCCUUAUAAUCCUACUUUGUUGCUGAAGUUUCAGGCUCAUAUCAAUGUCGAGAAGUGUAACCAAAGUACUGCUAUAAAGUAUUUAUUUAAGUACAUUAGCAAGGGUAAUGAUAGGGUAAUUGCAUCGAUAUAUGAUGGUAACCAGGAAAGUAAUGGUGUGCGAGUGGUCGAUGAGGUCCAGCAGUAUUAUAACUUUAGAUAUAUCUCAGCAUGUGAAGCUGCCUGGCGGAUUUUUGCCUUUGAUAUUCAUCAUCGAUAUCCUGCGGUUGAGAGGCUUAGCUUUCAUUUACCUAAUCAGCAAUAUGUGGUGUAUUCAAAUGCCGAUGAUGUGGCGGAGGUCUUAGAUAAGCCAAGAGUAUGUGAAUCAAUGUUUCUUGCAUGGAUGAAAACAAACUCAAGGGAAGAUUUUGCAAAAACAUUGACAUACUCAGAGUUUCCCCAACAUUAUGUGUACCAAAGGACUAAGAGGGAAUGA